GGCGCUGCAGCAUAGGGUCAAUAAAUCCCAGAAGUAGAGAAGCUUGGCUGUUCUUUGAGGGCUAUGGUGCACGUUCGGCCUGCUUCUACGAGAUGGUGGGUGCUGCCUCCCUCCCCCAGAGCCUCACCCCCCUCCCACAGCUGAAGCAGUGUGGUGAUGUCACUGACAUGUCCCAUGUGGCAUCCAGCACACCCACUCACUUUGCUGUUAGCAGUCCCAGCGUGUGACGGAACUGACCUCUGGGUCUGAUGCAGUCUGUCGGGGAGGGUGUGGAAGCAGACGUGGGAGUGUGGGAUGUGUGAUGUUUGCAGUCUGUCUGUGUGUGUGUGUGUGUGUGCCUGACUGGGCCUGAUGUGUGACACUCACCGGCCUGUAGAGCCAUGUCAGAACCAGCAGGGCGUGAGGCUGUAGCGUGUAGGUGGGCUUGCGAGACACACCAGCCCCUCAGAAGGCCUCCAUCCAACCCCUGUCCCCCCGAUCUAACGGUGCAAUCCUAGUGCUUGUGAUUUGUGACAUCAGCAUGUCCCAAUGUGACACUGGGAUGAGGUCAAUGUGGCUCACUGCGAGGUGUUUGUUUUGAGAUAAGCCCCCCCGGCUGGUUGCGGUUUGGACACCCUGGUCACGUGACACUGUGUUGCCGUGACGCCGCCCCCAGGCGGGGGCUACUGGGGCCAGGAUAAUUUUGAGGAUUACACCGGUGUCAUGACAUAACCAGUUAAGAGUAUCACUACUGUUGUCCGCUACUCCUGUCGCCUGGCUGCUGCCUCCUCCUUGUCUGCGCGACCAACUCUCAGGAGCCGCAGCAGCUUGGCUCUGGGUUCGAGUUGUACGGGUCCAGGUGGGGAACCCCCGUGUGGAGCUCACCCUGUCUGAGCUGCAGGAGAUGGCCAACCGUCAGCAGCAGCAAAUCGAGGCCCAGCAGCAGAUGCUGGUCGCUAAGGAACAGAGGCUGCGUUACCUGAAGCAGCAGGAACGCCGGCAGCAGCAGGCCCAGGCAGAGAGCGAGAAGCUUCAGCGACUAAAGGAUAGAGUGGACAACCAGGAGGCCAAGCUGAGGAAGAUCCGCGCCAUGAGAGGACAGGUGGAUUACAGCAAGGCGGUCAACGGCACGCUGUCGGCGGAGAUCGAUCACAUCAAUGGUGUCUUCGCGGAGAAACAGCAGCAGCUGAGGGCGGCCAUGCUGAAGGUGGAGCAGCUGACGCAGCAGCUGGAGGAGCUCCGUCAGGGCAAGCUGGGUGGCGUGCAGGCGCCUGGCACGGCGGCACUGGAGCUGCGGCGCCUCUACCAGGAGCUGCAGAUCCGAAACAAGCUGAACCAGGACCAGAACAGCAAGCUGCAACAGCACAAGGAGCUGCUGAACAAGCGCAACCUGGAGGUGUCGCUGAUGGACCGGCGUGUCAGCGAGCUGCGCGAGCGGCUCUACCGGAAAAAAGCUGAGGCACGUCAGAAAGAAAACAUCCCUCUGAACAGAGCCAACGGUCCCCCCUCCCCCCAGCUGGCCCCGGGGACCAUGGGCCGCGUGGCUGCCGUGGGACCCUACAUCCAGCUGCCGGUGCCGGGCCGGCAAGACGGGGGCUACAUGGUGCCACCUGAACCGCUGAAGCCGCAGUCACUGGGGGUGACGUCCGCCAUCAGCCACGCCCGCUCCAAGUCGGAGACGGAGGGCCGCUCUGGGAGAAAGCCAUGGAAGGUCUCUGAUUUAGACAUCAUAGUGGACCCUCUGUCGGCGGCGCUGGCCGGCAACGUGUCCCCUAACGAUGCCAACUGGCCCACACUCAGCAAAGGCACCUGGAAGGAGUCCAGCCUGGAGGCAGGGGUGAAGGCUGGCAGCCCUGGGCCUGUGGGCACCCCCACCAUGGCUAUGCCUACUGACAAGAGCCUGGAUUCAAGUAAGCUGUCCAAGUCACUGCCCCCCGGCUACGGUACCUACCCCAGUGCCGGCCUCAUGUCAUCAGCGAAUUCCACCAGCUCUCUGGAACGCCGCAAAGACCCGCCCCCACGACCUCUAGGGGCCAAUCAGACGUGGCAGAGAUCGACGACCUCGGCCCCCGGGUCCUCUUCCCAGCAGAUCCAGCAACGCAUCUCGGUGCCCCCGAGCCCCACCCUCCAGCCCAGCUCGCCGCUCUUCCCGCCAGCGGAGCGGCCCGAUCCCCCCUUAGCGGCAGCCGUGCGCCCAUUUGUGCCCGACAAGGGUUCACGCCCCCAGUCCCCUCGAAAGGGCCCCCCAACCAUGAACUCCAGCUCCAUUUACCACAUGUAUCUACAACCGGGGGCAGCCAAAAGCCAUGGUCUAGGUGGCAAGCCGGCUGUCAAGGCGGUAUACGGGAAACCAGUCCUGCCGCCCAGCUCCACGUCUCCUUCCCCACUGCCCUUCCUGCAGGGGGGGCCAGCAGGACAGGCAGAGGAUGCAGCAGAACGUGAGGAUGAACCUGACAGUGCCUCGGGCGAGGCCUUGCCCCCAGACUCGGCCCCACCCCCGGGCUCAGCUCCACCCAGCGUGGACACCUUGCCGCGGCCACUGAGCCCCACCAAGCUGACACCAGUGGCACAUUCGCCGUUACGUUACCAGAAUGACGAGCUAGAGGCCCUGCGGCGGCGCCUGGCCAACGCCCCCCGUCCUCUGAAGAAGCGCAGCUCCAUCACAGAACCAGAGGGCCCCGGAGGGCCCAAUAUCCAGAAGCUGCUGUAUCAGCGCUUCAACACACUUGCGGGAGGCAUGGACGGUGGUGGUAGCAUGCCCUUCUACCAGCCCGGCCUGCCCGACUACGUGGGCGGAGCUAUCGCCGAUGUAGACAACAGCAAUACGGCCAACGCCAACGUGCCGGAGGCCCCUUCGGUUUGUGCCGCGGCCCUUCCAGAGCCUCCCUGUCCCACGCCGGACGCCAACGACAACCAGCCACCCCCUCCACCCACCGGGGACCCGCCGGCCUCGCCACCCCCUCAGGCUUCAGACACCUCCCAGGAUGAGAGCAACAAUAACCCCCCUGGGCCCUCAGACUCGGCGCCCAGCCCCAUCCCAGAGGCCACGUCCCCCGACGAGGCCGGGACCCCACCUCGGGCGGCCACACCCCCCUCGCAGCCUGCGGUGAAGCGCACCAACCUGAAGAAGGCUGACUCGGAGCGUACGGGUCACGGCCUGCGAGUUAAGUUCCACCCACUGGCCCUGCUGCUGGACGCCUCACUGGAGGGCGAGUUCGACCUGGUGCAGAGGAUCAUCUAUGAGGUUGAGGACCCCAGCAGGCCCAAUGACGAGGGCAUCACUCCCCUGCACAAUGCCGUGUGUGCUGGCCACCACCACAUCGUCAAGUUCCUGCUGGACUUCGGCGUCAAUGUCAACGCUGCCGACAGCGAUGGCUGGGCUCCGCUGCACUGCGCCGCAUCCUGCAACAGCGUGCACUUGUGCAAGCUGCUGGUGGAGUCGGGGGCCGCCCUCUUCUCCACCACCAUCAGUGACGUGGAGACAGCGGCUGACAAGUGCGAGGAGAUGGAGGAGGGCUACCUCCAGUGCUCCCAGUUCCUCUACGGUGUGCAGGAAAAGCUCGGCAUCAUGAAUAAGGGGGUGGUAUAUGCGCUGUGGGACUACGAGACCCAGAACGACGAUGAGCUCUCUUUCCGAGAGGGCGACGCCAUCACCAUCCUCCGACGGCAGGACGACACAGAGACCGAGUGGUGGUGGGCCCGGCUCAACGACCAGGAGGGAUAUGUGCCCCGAAACCUGCUGGGGUUGUAUCCUAGAAUCAAACCCCGGCAGCGCUCCCUGGCUUGACUCCUCCCCCUCCCCGUCGAGUGGACGGCGCCGAUGCACACACGGACCUGAGGGAGGAACUGGGUUCCACUGCUGCCCUCUCUGCGUCGGUGUCACCUCCCUGCAGGAUGGAGUGGGAGGAGAGUGAGGAGCACGUGUAGCCUCUGAGGACCGUGGACUGGCUUUUACUUGCACGUGGGACUGAUGGGGGUGGGGAGGUGUCGUGUGCCCGGCUGAUCUCCUUUGGGCUGAACCAGUGGUCCUCCUUCCUCCUCCUCUGAGUUGCAGUGGGGCGUGGAUGUGGUUUGUAUGUCAGUGAAGGUUUCCUCUCCACAAACAGUAGAAGGAGGGGCAGAGAGUGGGUCUGAUCUGGAAUGUUGCUAUUUGUGUGGUAGUGUAGUGCAGAGCAGAGUGGGUGGCAGGUAGGCAGAACUGUGUAUGUAGAGAGAAGGACCUUGGGGCUGAUUUAGCCGUGCAUGGACACGAGGAUGUGCAGCAGUAUUAGCAUCAAGGGCAGGCACAGUAAGGGCUGUGUGCUAAUAUUAGCAUGGAGAAGUGACCCAGUGCAGACAACUUGUGUUAGCACAGAGGACAAGCGCAGUACAGCUUGGGUGCUAGCAGUAGCACGGAGCACAGGAACAAAGAGUUAGCAUUAGCAUUGAGGACAAGCACAGUACAGCUUGGGUGCUAGCAGUAGCACGGAGCACAGGAACAAAGAGUUAGCAUUAGCAUUGAGGACAAGCACAGUACAGCCGGGGCACUAGCAUUAGCGUGGAGCACAGGAACAGUGUACACAGUUAGCAUUAGCAUUGAGGACAAGCACAGUACAGCCUGUGCGCUAGCAUUAGCAUGGAGGAUGUGCAGUGUAGGUCGCGUGUGUGUUGGUUGGCGUGUUGUGGAGGAGGGAGGGGGAAGGACAGUGGGUGGUUCUGCCAGAGAGCAGCCUGGAUUCCCCUGUCAGGCCCAAGUCCAGGGACGGAUGCAGUAACUCUUUAAGCUACAGCUUUGUGCGUGAGAAUGGAAGCACUUGAGCAGACAGCUAAACGUAAAGCUUUGGCGCUAACAGAGCAGCUUGGGGAGCCAUUCCCCCACAGCCUCGCACCCGGGCCCCUACACCCUUUGUUUUAUGUGCUGUGUAAGAUCUCCUCACUCUUUCUGUAAAUACUGCAGAGGUCCGGUGUCUGCCACUGGCCAGCGCAAUCAAUGCUUAUGCAACACGUUAUGUACAUGAGCGCAAUAAAACCUGUUCCCUGGCA
Brienomyrus brachyistius is the source of this 5001-nucleotide messenger RNA. It is a transcript of the gene ppp1r13ba, whose product is annotated as protein phosphatase 1, regulatory subunit 13Ba. The record is from RefSeq and is a predicted model, not a curated record. The coding region runs from base 884 to 3766 and encodes 960 amino acids. The transcript is spliced from 15 exons. Gene Ontology annotation, cellular component: nucleus. Gene Ontology annotation, biological process: regulation of apoptotic process. Gene Ontology annotation, molecular function: p53 binding. NCBI's taxonomy places the organism in Eukaryota, Metazoa, Chordata, Actinopteri, Osteoglossiformes, Mormyridae.